Messenger RNA from Blepharisma stoltei, 3614 nucleotides. Lineage: Eukaryota; Ciliophora; Heterotrichea; Heterotrichida; Blepharismidae. The record is from the annotation of a GenBank genome assembly.
AUGAGCUAUACCGACAUAUGUGAUAAAUUCGAAGUCAUAGUUGAGCACUUGAAAAAGGGAAGCGAGCAAGUGGUAAACUUAUGUAACUUUUUCAAGCAAUAUAAAAGAUCAUAUGAUAUCUUUGCUCAUUAUUUGUCUAAGGUUGAAAACUCCAUGUCUAUUGAAACUCCAUCUCAAGGAAGCAUUGAUACUUUGUCAAUGGCAUUGCUUUCAACACACUCUCAUAUCAAAAAGCUGAUCCAAAACAAUACUGGAAUAAGUAAACAGAUGCAGUUAGAUAUAAUUGAGCCACUUGAGCUAUUUUCAGAACACUAUGAAAUGACCAAAUCAGAAAUCUUAGGGAAAGGAACAUCUAUCAAUCAAGAACUGCAGAAAGCCAAAGAAAAAGUAGCCAGAUUUCAGAAAAAAUACUACAACGCUUCGUUAGCUGCUGAAAAAUAUGAAUCUGCUAAACAAGCUGAAGACUCUCGAGACAGUAAGUUUCUCAGCAAGUCUUUUUAUGCUACUCAAUCAGAAAAGUGACUAGAAAAAUACUUGCAGUCCUUAGAAGAUGCGAACCUGAAAAAAGAAAAAUUCGACUCAAUAAUGCCAGGAUUAUUAGAAACUCUUCAGCAAAGUGAAGAAAGCAGAAUUCAUUUUUUAAAAUAUUCAUUGGAAAAAUACACAAAGCAAUUCCAAAAAUAUGAAACUCAAGGUGCAGGAACACUUGAAGAGCUUGCGACUGUAAUCGAUAAUGUGAAUAGCAGCAUUGAUGUCAUCAUUUUUGUAGAUAUUAAUAAGUCAAAUGAAGCGGAAAAUAAAAGAAUGAGGUUUGUAAGCUAUGAAGAGUGGAAAAUGGAAAAUAAGAAGCCGAAUUGGGAAUUUAGAGAAGAUGAUUAUGAAGUCAUGGAGCAUCCAGAUGAAGAUUAGAUUAAAAUUAACUCUAAUCUGCUACUGAGAUUGAUUUCAGCCCCUACCCCUUUAAGAGUUAGCUUCACACUCAGGUGGCGCUAGACACUAAAUCUAACUAAUGCCCUUUAUGUCGAUGCCACCAAAAAUGGUGACAUCAGAAAGUCUGCUGGGGAGACUUACCCGCUAAGGUCUUGAUCCUUUAUCAACAUUUAAGGACUGCCUACCAUUAGCAGUGCUUGAGGUAUUGCUGAAUCGUCCUAAAUCUCCUUCUUGGCCCUGCCUUAGCCCUAUUGCAGACUAAGGAUUGCCUUCCAAGAAGUAAGGAAGGAUACUGUGUCUCGGUCUAUCGUUUGUGGAUCGAGGAAAAAGGUUUUAGCACCCAAAAACCCACCCCAGAAACAGUCGCCAAUGAUAUCCUCCUUCCUCGGCCUGGGCCCACUCACAGGAGACCAGGGACCUAAUUUCGUUCGCCAUUUUAGCAAUUUCUAUCCAUAUGAAGAAGAUAAUGAUUUAGAACUGAUUAAAGGAGUGAUUAAUUAUUUGAUACCAUUUCAAAUUGGGCUUGAAGAAACAAAAUCUACGUUAGGAGGGCCUGAAGAAGAGGAAAAAUUGGAUGAAAAUUAUCAUGUCAAGUUGUGCCAAGUUUUAAGCAGCCCUGAUGGAAGAAGACUAUUUCUUGACAUUUUAGAGUCAAGAAACAGCUUAAAUUGUAUGAACGACAACAAAUUAAAAGAACUCAGCAUGUUUUUCAAAGAAACCUUCAAUUUCAUUAUGAUGGACAAUGAUACUGACCCAAUGCUUUUCUGCAAAAUUCUUGACAUGUCACACACUUUUUAUUCUGAAGAUAAGGAAGGCAAAAGGAAAUAUUUGGCUAAUUAUAUUCAUCAUCCUAUGCUGGAAAAUAAAAAUUUGUGGUUUAAAGCUAUAGAUUUUGCAAUUUUGUGCCAAAUCGAUGCAGAUAAAGAAGCUGCAGUUAAAAAUAAACGAAAGCCUAAAAGUGAAGGGUUUUUUGGGUCGAUAAUAAAGCAGAUCACAAAUACGAUCCCACAUGGAUUUAUUAAAGAUCCAGAAGAAGAAAGAGCAGCAAGGUCAGCAGCAUUUGCAGUUUUAAGUGAAUUUUGUGUGUAUAUCAAUUUGAUUGGAGUUUCCAUAGAAUUAGCUAAUCAAAUCAUAUUGAAAAUCUGCCAAAAAUAUGAUUUGGACUCUGAACGAAUUUGCAUAUUACUUGCAGAAAUCCAAACGAACCAAAAAUUCAACUCAAAAAGAGUGUCUUCUAGCCUCUUUAAGAGAGAAAAAGAAAUCAGGAAAUGGGAAAGUCUAUUGCCUAUUGCGCUAUCUUUUAAGUAUCUUGGACCAUUAGAUUUCAUUCCAAUUUUGCAAGUUUCUAAGCAUUGGAAAAAAAUGUUUCAGCAUCAUAUUUAUAAGAGAUGACUAUUAGAUUCUAAUUUUUCUGAUAAGCAGUUAGCAGCUUUAAGAUCAAAAAUCUGGGUUGAAUCAUUAAGAGCUAACACAAACCUUAUUGAUUAUAUAGCUCUCCUCAACAAAGUUGCAGCAGACACAGAAAUCAUAGGAGACUCUAAUGACAUCAUUGAAAUGGACGUUUCAAGAUCAUAUCAGAACAGCUCAUUAAUUUCUCCGCAGGCUCUUACAAAUCUGCUUAAAACUUAUGCUUUUUAUAAUCCUGAUAUUGGCUACUGUCAGGGUAUGAACUAUAUUGCUGGGACUCUUUAUAUCCAGCUUCAAUCAGAAGAAACAGCUUUUAAAUGCUUGAUUGGGCUUAUUGAGAAAUUUCAAAUGUCUAGUUUAUUAUACAAAAAUAAAAUGGCAAGACUAUCGACCUGUCCUCUCCAGGACUUGUUUCAAGUUUCGGGAUCUUGUUUCGGCCUGAAGCCAAACUGAGGACGCUGAAUCUACAGAUACUGGGCAUUGUGAUCCGGCUAGAUUUUGCUUCCCGUUGGACAUUUGGGAAAAAAAGGCGUUUUUUACCCCUUAGAGGCCACUAGUGCAGACAAUGGCAGUAUAGUUAGUACCGAUAUUAGCUAUGGAGUUUAUCCUAGCUGGAACUUUAGUCACUUAAUUAGCCGUCAAGUCUCAAACCUGCAUACUCCAAGGUUCCGAGACAGUAUUAAGAGCCAGGCCGAAAUUCAGAGGAGAGCUAUCUCUAUGGAAAUGCUGACAUACCCAUGAGGUUCUCUAGUAGCUGAGCGAGUCUUCUACGAAGACUCGAGGAAGAAACCUAAUCUAUAAUUAAUAUUAAUUCUAGUUUAUUCAUAGAGAAUCUUCCAAAAUUAAAGCAAUUUUUCUAUCAACUUGACAGACUUAUUGGUCUUUUCAUGCCAGAUGUCCAAGAGCUCUUCAAAGACAUAGAAAUUUCUUCAGCACAUUUCAGCUCUUCUUGGUUCCUAACAAUUUUUGCUAAUAUUUUGCAAUCACAGCCAGCAAUUUUAAUUCCCAUAUGGGAUAUGUUUAUUUUAGAAGGGUGGAAAGCUGUUUUUAGGGUCUGUAUAGCCAUUAUUGAAAGGGUGUCAAAGGUAUUUAUUGGGGUCAGAUUCGAAGAUGUAAUGAUGGUUUUAAGCACAAUUCAUAUGCCAAAUUCACCUGUCACAGUUUUUGAUGAUACUUUUAUAGUUAGUGUAAAAAGUAUCAAAAUUUCAUCAAGGCUAUUGAGGGACUUAGAAACUGAAUAUAAACAUUUGAAACUCAAAGCAGGCCAUAAAAAUUAA